Corylus avellana is the source of this 1641-nucleotide messenger RNA. Its product is annotated as polyubiquitin. Lineage: Eukaryota; Viridiplantae; Streptophyta; Magnoliopsida; Fagales; Betulaceae. The record is from RefSeq and is a predicted model, not a curated record. Gene Ontology annotation, molecular function: protein binding.
CUUGUUUCUCAUCUAUCCGAUAAGAAAUUCGCGAACUUGCCCCCAGCAAUUCUUCGAAGCUCUCUCUGAAUCUCUCUCUCUUCCCCUCAAGAUGCAGAUCUUUGUGAAAACUCUCACCGGAAAGACCAUAACCCUUGAGGUUGAAAGCUCUGAUACUGUCGACAAUGUGAAAGCCAAAAUUCAGGACAAGGAGGGAAUUCCACCAGACCAGCAAAGGCUCAUUUUUGCUGGGAAACAACUGGAAGAUGGUCGAACUCUUGCCGACUACAAUAUCCAAAAGGAGUCCACCCUCCACUUGGUGCUUCGUCUUCGUGGUGGGAUGCAGAUUUUUGUUAAGACCCUGACUGGGAAAACCAUCACAUUGGAGGUGGAAAGCUCUGAUACAAUUGAUAACGUUAAAGCAAAGAUCCAGGACAAAGAGGGUAUCCCACCAGACCAGCAGAGGUUGAUCUUUGCAGGCAAGCAGCUUGAAGAUGGUCGUACCCUUGCAGACUACAACAUCCAAAAAGAGUCAACCCUCCACUUGGUGCUUCGACUCCGUGGUGGAAUGCAGAUUUUUGUUAAGACCCUGACAGGCAAAACAAUCACAUUGGAGGUCGAAAGCUCGGAUACUAUUGAUAAUGUCAAAGCAAAAAUUCAAGAUAAAGAGGGUAUCCCACCAGACCAGCAAAGAUUGAUCUUUGCAGGUAAGCAGCUAGAGGAUGGUCGAACCCUUGCAGACUAUAACAUCCAAAAGGAAUCAACCCUCCAUUUGGUGCUUCGGCUCCGUGGUGGAAUGCAGAUUUUUGUCAAGACCUUGACUGGAAAAACUAUAACCUUGGAAGUUGAAAGCUCAGAUACCAUUGAUAAUGUCAAGGCAAAGAUCCAAGAUAAAGAGGGGAUCCCACCAGACCAGCAAAGGCUGAUAUUUGCAGGCAAGCAGUUGGAGGAUGGGCGCACUCUGGCUGAUUAUAAUAUCCAAAAGGAGUCGACCCUCCACUUGGUGCUUCGUCUUCGCGGUGGUAUGCAAAUUUUUGUGAAGACCUUGACGGGGAAAACCAUCACUCUGGAAGUGGAAAGCUCAGACACAAUUGAUAAUGUGAAGGCAAAGAUCCAAGACAAGGAGGGUAUUCCUCCAGACCAGCAGAGGCUGAUUUUUGCGGGAAAGCAGCUCGAAGAUGGGAGGACUCUGGCAGACUACAAUAUCCAAAAGGAGUCAACUCUGCACUUGGUGCUGCGUCUGCGUGGUGGGAUGCAGAUUUUCGUGAAGACAUUGACUGGUAAAACCAUAACUUUGGAGGUGGAAAGCUCAGACACCAUUGACAAUGUGAAAGCUAAGAUUCAGGACAAAGAAGGCAUUCCUCCUGACCAGCAGAGGCUGAUUUUUGCCGGUAAGCAGUUGGAGGAUGGGCGGACUCUUGCGGAUUAUAAUAUCCAAAAGGAGUCAACCCUGCAUCUUGUCCUACGCCUCCGUGGUGGUUUCUGAGGCCACAUUGUGUUGUGUUUAGUAGUUCCAUGGUCAUGGCUUGUUUUUGCUGGACAUGGUUUAAUGGCUCUGAAUAUGUUCUAAACUCUAUAUGUUAAGGUUUGUGAAUUGGCCGUGAGUGGUCUUGUUGCAGUUUAUUUGAAAUGAAGUAUGCCCUGCUCUUGAAGUUCCUUUUU